Molecule: messenger RNA, 800 nt
Organism: Plectropomus leopardus (leopard coralgrouper)
Lineage: Eukaryota; Metazoa; Chordata; Actinopteri; Perciformes; Serranidae
Product: SOSS complex subunit C-like
Biological process (GO): DNA repair
Cellular component (GO): nucleus; nucleoplasm; SOSS complex
Source: RefSeq, a predicted model, not a curated record
CUGUCCACCAGUGCAGCGUUAGCUGGGUGGAGGGAAACACAAAUCUUAAACCAUUAGCUAGCGUCUAGCAUCCGUUUUGUAGUUUGUUAUUUUGACCUGCUUCUUGCUACCUGCACCGACAUGGCUAAUAAUCCUCCAGGACAAGCCUUCCCCAACAAGACACGGGUGGCGAUCCUGGCCGAGCUGGAGAAGGAGAGGAGACGCCUGAUGAAUACUCCUGGAGCCAGCAUCUCGCUGUCUAGACCAAAUCUGAAGGAUUUCAGGGACAACGCAGAACAGCAGCACAUUGCUGCCCAGCAGAAAGCUGCCCUGCAGCAUGCACACACACACUCAACGGGCUUCUUCAUCACUCAGGACUCCUCGUUCGGGAACCUCAUCCUCCCCGUCAUACCACGCCUGGAGCCGGAGUCUUGACCUUUUUACCUCUUAUCCUCCGCCUGCUGCCAAACAACACACAUGCAAAUCAGACCAACAUCUCUCUCCCAGUUUCUCUUUUAAGUCUGUGAUUAAUGGACAGCUGUCAUGUUGAAAACAGUCUCAGGGGAGUCUGAAUCUGUCAUUUUUGCAUUUUCCAACAACAACAAACUGACUGCUGAAAUUAGGGAAGCUUUCAAAAGAGUCGGAGAGAAGGUUCCAGAUAGCUGUGAAACAUCCAAAUCGUGCAGAGGCCAAAAACAAACUCUGAUUCUGCUCUGUUGCUCUUCACUGCACUGAUUCCAUAAAAUGCACAUUUGUCAGGGUUUUUACAUUAAUGAAUUUGUAUCGAUAUUUGCAUAAUAAAAUGGUUACAUUCAACUUUA